UCUCUCUCUUCAUUCAGUCCGCUCCAAGUUAGUUAACGGAUCUCACGGUUGUUAUUAUGUUCCGCCGGGGCUGCUUUUUCACUUGUUUCCGUCCCUUGCCAGUCAGAAACGGACAAAUGGUGUGUGGAAAUGUCUCUACUUCUUUUUCUUCUGCUGAAUAAUCGUCUCAGUUUGGAUUUUCUCUUGAAGAAAACAGAUUUUAUGGGAAGUAUUAAACCUACUGGCGCUCUUUUGAUUUUAACGUGUGUCGGAAUGUAACAAGCAAUUUUUUUUAAAAUAUAUAUAUAACUCCAAUUGUUUACCUAAUGGAUACAGUUACAAAGAUAAUAUUGGAGUAUUUGUUCACCUUUUUGUGAUUUGAUAAGGGUAUUUCUUCGGAGGUGGAAGUGGACUAUUCCCUUGGAAAAAAGUAAAGUUUUCAUCACCUAGCUUGAGGCAAAGAAUGCUAUAUUCUGGUAAUUUUCCCAACAGUUACGGUCAUUUUGUUUGGUUUACGUGAAUUAAACCAAAAAUGAUUUCGGAGGAAAGAAGCAGCCACGUAAAUAAACAAGCCCUAAACUUCCCGGUGGGUUUACUCAUCCGCAAUCCAAAGAAGCGACUGGCAAAACUGGGGAGGAAACCCAGCAAUGGGUCUGUGCAGUCCAACCAAUCGGACACCACCGUCCGCUCCACAGAAAGCGUGUGUGUUCGGCAGCCGGCCAAGAGCAAAAUCCGCCGCCACAACAACAACAACAACAGGCUUUCAUCUGUUUUCAACCAAAGCCCCUGCAGUGGCCGCCGCGGCCAGGGCAGCGGGAGCCUUCAGUCUGCAGACGACCCUGCAGAGCUGUCCAGCCAAAUGUCUGUCCCCGGCAUCCUGAAGAUAUUCGGCAGCGACAUCUGUCAAGGGACCCACUACAAGAGCGUGCUGGCCACCAUACAGUCCUGUGCAAAGGAGCUGGUGAAGGAGGCCUUGGAGAGGUACUGCCUGGAGAAAGAAGACCCCAGCGACUACGUGCUUUGCGAUGUGAUUGGACAGACGGGCGCAGACAACCAGUGGAAGAGGGAGUGUUUCCGGGUGGUGGGAGACAACGAGAAGCCCCUGUUGCUGCAGUCGCUUUGGAAACCCAAGGAAGGCUUCUCCAGGCGUUUUGAAAUCCAGCUGAGAGCGAGUGUAGAAGAGCAAAGUCUAAAGGAGAGAGACACAGUCACCGCAGGCAUCAAUGCUCAGGCCCGUAAGCUGCAGAAGAGCCGCUCCAGAGUGACCUCUCUGUUUGUGGACGGCAGCGGGGAAGAUGUGGACGGACUGGGGAUCUGGAGGAGUCUCAGCGAGAUGGAUCUGUCUGCCAUGGGGAAGGAGGCCAGCCGGGCCCAGCAGAGCGCGCUCAGAGAGGACCCUGAGGCCGAGGCCGACAAGGAGGUGCUGCGGCUCGGCAUGGAGAAGGAGGAGACAGAGAGCAGCGAUGACAACACCACCCAGUACUCCAUUCACCCACCCUUCGACUUCCCAUACUUCCUUCUGCUGCAGGGCUACAGCCACAGACAGGAUUUCGUCAUCUACCUGAUGAGUGGCACCACCACCAUCUUCGGCUGCUGCAGGGCGCACUGUAACGGAGAGGACGAGGAGAGGCUGAAGGUGGACAUCCUUCUCUUUGCUCCUGACGUGUUGCCUCAGCACUGCUGCGUCAGACGCCUGGACUCUAACACGGGGGAGCACAGAAAGACUUCGACCAUGCUGAAGCCUCUCCACGGAGCUCCUGUGACCAGAAACGGAUUCCUCCUUAAAGAGGAGGUUGAACUAAACCCGGGGGACUUGGUGGGCUUGGGGAAACAUUACCUAUUCAUGUUUAAGGAUCCUACUAGCACAUCAGGGUCGCUGCAGACGCCUCCGUGGAUGACCAAACUCUGCCCGAACUCUCACACAAAGACAUCCUCUUGUUUAUCGUGCGGCUCCAAUAUGGCCAUCAAAAGGCUGCAGAGGAGGUGUUUACCGCCUCGAUGGAGGGACCUGGAGGGCACAGAAGCUGUGGUGGUCUAUGAGCUGGAGCAUGAGGAGAGAGUGCUGCAGGAGGUGUUGGAUAUGUUGGACCCCAUAGGGAAUGAACCAAAGCUGACGCCUGCUUUCCUGCUGAGCCUCUGCAUUCAGCACUCAGCCUUCACCUUCCAGCCCACGCACUUCAGACAGCUGUUGCUCCGGAUAGCCGGGCAGAUCCAGCUCGUUAUGUGGGAGAAGACAAAGGAACUUGCAGCGAUCCAGCCAGAAUCGAGCUCCAGGGACGGGCAGCCCGAGGACCUUCAGCUGCUCAGCAUGGAAGAGCUGAUCCCAGGUCUGCAGCCGCUGGUGCUGUGGAUGGCCAACUCCAUCGAGCUGCUGCACUUCAUCCAGCACGAAGUCCCUCAGCUGCUGCCCUGGAGGCAGGACCAUGAGGAGGAAGGUCUGUUGGACUCUGAGAUCUCCUCCACUCGGACAGCCUGUGAGGAGGCCAUGACGGUCCUGGAGGAAGUAAUCAUGUUCACCUUCCAGCAGUCUGUCUACUAUCUAACAAAGAGCAUGUAUUCAGCCUUGCCCGGGCUUCUGGAUGGGAACCCGUUCUCAGAGAGCGGCCAGCUGCGAGUGCCUGAUGGACUGGGCGGCAUCCUGGAGGUGCUGAAGGAGGCGCUGAAGAUUCUCACAGCCUUCCAGGUCCAUCCAGACAUCUCGUUACAACUCUGUGCCUACCUGUUCUUCUUCAUCAACGCAUCGCUGUUCAACGCCCUCAUGGAGAGAGGAUCUGUCUCUGGGUUCUACCAGUGGUCCCGAGGGGUUCAGAUCCGGGCCAACCUUGACCUGCUGAUGGAUUGGAUUCAGGGCAUCGGACUGGGCGAUCUGGCAAAUGAAUUCUUCCAGAAGCUUUCUGCUGCUGUCAAUCUGCUGGCCACACCCAAAGAAACCCUCCUGCAGGCGUCCUGGACUUCUCUCCGGACAGAGUUCUCUGCCCUGAAUGCUGCUCAGCUUCACCACACGCUGAGGGAGUACCACUCGGGUAAAGCCUGUCCUGCAGGAUGGACCCCGACUCUGAACGAUGCAGAGCUCGCUGUCAGGACCGCCGACAUCCUGGAGAGCUUCGACAGCCACCCACCGCUCAUCCUGCCCAGCAGCACGUUUCAUCUGGAGCUUGGUAAACCCGUGGUGGAGCCCGCUCUGUUCGAGCAGCUCGGCCAUCUGCAGGAGUUCAUCCGCCGACUCCCCCGCAGUGAAACCCAAGCCGAGUCCGAUGUGGAGGAACAGGCAACCCCAGACAGCCAGUCUACGACCUCGCCCUCCGUCACAGUCCUCCAGGACCCUGCCCAUCAGGAGGUGUCUGACCAGGUUACCAGCUCGGACCUUGCCUCCCCUGCAGAGCCGUCUCAGGCCCAAGGAUCUCACGGUGACCUGAGGAGCUGUGAAGCAGUCCUGACCCAGAAGCUGAAGAGCCUAGAGCUGCAGAACACCUUUCAGGGAGGACAAGUGGACAUGGGCUACCACAAGAGCCUGGCACUGGACCCGUCCUGCCUGCUGACCCCACCCAACACCCCCCAGGGCAUGGAGCUGUCCGAGCUGGAGGCUGAUCUGCGGGAGGGGGCACUCCAACAAAAAAAAGAAAACACAGCUGAGAAUGAGCGGCAUCUAUGUGAAGUCGGUGGUGCCGGACUCUCCUGCUGCUCGCUGUCGGAAACUGAGGACGGGCGAUCGCAUCCUGGCUGUGAACGGCAUCAGCGUGGUGGGGAUGGAGUACAACCUUGGUCGAGAACUGAUCCGAUCAUCAGGAGAAUCUCUCAGACUGCUGGUGGCCAAAAUCGACUCAAAGACCAGCGACAAGUGCUCGAUUACGACUAAAUGCUGAGGGGAGAGCUUUGUGUGGACGAUCAAGUGCAAUUUAAAAUACUCGGCGGAUGUUUGCUUCAUCCUUCCUGCUGAUCCAAAGCCAGUCAUUAUCUCAGAAAGGACAAACUCACAUCUCAUUCCAGACGUAUUGUGUGUUAUAGAGCUUUUUUCUGUGCGUUGAGACAAUCAGAAUGAGGGCACGGUCACGUUUAUAAAAAGCUCAUUUUGCUGUCACAGCUUCUGUCCGGCCUAUAAACAGCUCUCAUAAACCGCGAGGGUUUCUGCGGCGAGGCAAGUAGCUGCCUGUGGCUGUUUGCUAACAUCUCAUUUCACUCUCUGAGUUCACAGUUUUCUGUCUGGGGAGCUUCAUCAAGCUGCUCCAGGAUCAAACAUCUGGCAACAACUGGAAUUAUUUUGAAAUGAAUCUUUUUAAAAACUGUGAAACCGUGUAUUUUACUCUGGAAAACAACUCCUAUUUGUUUUGGAGUCAUAAAAUCAUAUUUAUUCACAGGUGGACAUCAAAUAUAUUUUCUUGUCUUUUCCAGAACAUUCCCAAAACAAGGAAAACAACACUAAGAUCAAGCAGAUUCAUCUCAAUUUAGGAAAUGUUUUUUCUUGUUUUGAGUAAAAAACGCAAUAAAUAUAUAGGACUAUCUUUGCAUUCUAGCAUUUUGGUCGUUUUUAUUGUGGUCUUAAUGUCAUCACACAGAUCCUCCUGCUGUGAAAUAUCCACUUUUAUAUCGCCUGAAAGACGAAAAGCAAAGCAGGACAAGUGACGGAUGACUACAAACAUCCAGGAUUAAGGGUCAUUGGAUAAUUCUCAACCUGAGCCCUAUUUCCCCCUGUUAUGUUCCCCAUUUUAAAGGAAGGGUAUUCAUCUACACACAUCUACAUAUGUUGUUAUAUUGAAAUAAAACAGUCCCUCAAUUGCUGACAGUUAGAUGAGACCGUUCCUUUAAAUCCAUAUUGUUGGAUGUUUGGGCCCAAAUCAUAAAACGUAAUGUUUUUUUCAGUUCACAUGAAAAACAUCAGCGGAUCAAGUUUGAUAAUGUGUACCACUGUAGAACGACAAACUGCUGCAGCCCUCAUCGGAAGUCUGUCCAUGAUAUCAUCCCAAAUGUUGUCAAUUCAAGUUUAUUGGCACACAGUAUUAUUCACAGUAUUUUGUAAUAUUUAUGUCGCAGUAUUUUUGAAACUAUUGAAUAAAUAUAAUUUUGAUUUUUAAAACCUUUAA
Gymnodraco acuticeps is the source of this 5057-nucleotide messenger RNA. It is a transcript of the gene radil2a, whose product is annotated as RA_Radil_like and Myo5p-like_CBD_Rasip1 domain-containing protein. Gene Ontology annotation, biological process: signal transduction; substrate adhesion-dependent cell spreading; neural crest cell migration. Gene Ontology annotation, molecular function: GTPase binding. Bases 512 to 3835 code for a protein of 1107 amino acids. Gene Ontology annotation, cellular component: microtubule. The record is from RefSeq and is a predicted model, not a curated record. The transcript has 15 exons. Lineage: Eukaryota; Metazoa; Chordata; Actinopteri; Perciformes; Bathydraconidae.